Molecule: messenger RNA, 417 nt
Organism: Trichomonas vaginalis G3
Lineage: Eukaryota; Parabasalia; Trichomonadida; Trichomonadidae
Exons: 1
Coding region: 1-417 (138 amino acids)
Source: RefSeq, a predicted model, not a curated record
AUGCAUUCACCAACGAAAUAUCCUCAUCGUACAGAGAAAAGAGCUGUAGAAACAGACACAAAGCCUAAGAAGCAUAUCCAUACAAAGAAAUAUAAUCGAUUUGACUUAUUUGAUCCAAAGCCAGUUGAAGAAAAAGAUCCAUUUCUCAACUCAAUAUCAAGGAAGAUCACUUUAUUAACACUUAGAGUUAGUCAUAUUGAAAAUCGUCUUGCUGAUUACGAAACUCAAGCAAAAAUCAUAGAUGAACAGAAUUAUCUCAAGGAUCCUCCAUUUGCAAUACCUCAAAAGGAAAUAAAGCUUACUUCUUCAAGAUCUAGUCAUUCUUCGCCAAGCCAAAGAAGCUAUAUUAGCUCUUCAAGCCACAUAACAGCUUCAUCUCUUCAAACCAAAUCAAAUAUAGCAGAUAUUGAUAUUUAG